CAGCUGUGGAAACACACUCCCCUUUUCAUAUACACUCAGUCUCCUACAUAAUUCUUUGUUGUUUCUCCACUUAAUGAUCUGCACAACUGCAAACGUCAGCAUUUCUCUGCUCCUCACAGGAAACGUGAUCAUGUACGCCGAGCUGCGCGUGAAGCCGAAACCCAAAGGCAACAGCAGACCAGAGACUUCCUCUUCUGGCUGUCGACACAGGUGCUCAGCCUGGUUCUAUGUGGCGCUGGUCCUGGGAGUCCUUGUGCUCAUCCUGCUCGGAAUCAUAGCCAUACAAGCCAAGCAAUUUUUGAAGGGCAGAGCAGGAAAAUCAGAAGGUUUGUCCCAGUAUAGUCUGAAUAGCAGCAGCAAUCGCAUUUCUUCAGAGAAGACCUUCCCCGCAGUGCUCCUGAAAUGGCUCAUGGAGGAACUGUGUGAAGAUGGACAGGGAACUACAUGUGAGCUCUGUCCUCCCGGGUGGCAGCUGCACAGGGGCAGAUGUUACUACUUCUCUGAGGAGGCUAGAAGCUGGGAUGACAGCCAGAAAAAGUGUCUGGCCAGGAAAUCCCAGCUUCUUGUCAUUGAAGAUGAAAUUGAGAUGGAAUUUAUAGACAAUAAAGAGAAAGAUCCCAAAUAUAUCUGGAUUGGGUUGAAGACUCAAGACAAGAAGAAACAAUGGAGUUCAGUUGGAGAUCACGGAGUAAAAGUAAACAGCAGGACAGCUCUAAAGAGAAUUGAGACCGACAAGAACUGUGCUGUUUACAGAAGGAAAAAUGUGAUCCAAGCAGACAACUGCCAGACACUGAAAAAGUGGAUCUGUAAGAAGAAUGCAACUUUGCUGGAGCUCUGAGCCAAAUUUACAGACAACAGGCAGUUUUCUGUCAGAAGACCCAUUUUACUGACAAACCAACUUGCAAUGUAAAUAAUUUUAAUGAGACUUGCGUGGAAUAUUGCUGUUUUGUGCUCCCUAGGAAGUCAGAAGUUGCCAGGUGUCAGCAGUGACAGGUCACAGGACUGCAAGUUGGCACCUGUAGAUUUGGGAGUGCUGAGCCUUCAUAUGGACAGACUUUGGAAGCAGCUGCCUCUCUAGGAAAGGGCAGAGAGGAAGGAUGAGGAUGAGCACUGUGUAGGUGAGAUGUGUGACGUGCAGGAAAAGUGGCAUCUGCAGGGGCUGAAGAGUGUGCUGGGGCCCACUGCUGUCAUACACGUCCCUCAGGCAGCUGCUGAGCUCAGGACUUGUUAUUUGGGUUUCAGCAUUUUAGUGUUUUCU
Messenger RNA from Neopelma chrysocephalum (saffron-crested tyrant-manakin), 1258 nucleotides. Its product is annotated as killer cell lectin-like receptor subfamily F member 1. Bases 74 to 838 code for a protein of 254 amino acids. The record is from RefSeq and is a predicted model, not a curated record. The transcript has 6 exons. NCBI's taxonomy places the organism in Eukaryota, Metazoa, Chordata, Aves, Passeriformes, Pipridae.